GGGACCCGGAUGGUGAGCGUGCGGGCCCGGACCCGAGCGGACGCCGACACCUUGCGGUCCUGCGGCGGGCGGCUCAGGGGCCAGGUGCUGACACCAAUUCUGGAUACUAUACUUGGCGGUGUUGGUGAUUGAUUAGGCCAAGGUCAAGCAGACAGAUCACCUGCCCUGCCAGAACUGUCCCUUCAGAUUCUGACUCCCUGCUGGCUUGGGAAACAGCAGUCAGGAUCACACACCCAGGGUCGCUGUGUUGGUGGCCGCCAUCCACGGUGGCCAAGCUUGUUCCCGGGACUUAGUGCUGUCCUGCUGUCUCUGCAGGGAUGCGCCAUGCCGAUCGUCGAUAAGCUGAAGGAGGCCCUGAAGCCCGGCCGCAAGGACUCCACCGAGGAUGGGGACCUGGGCAGGCUGCUGGCUGCCUCUGCCAAGAAAGUCCUUUUACAGAGGAUCGAGUUUGAGCCGGCCCGCAAGAGCUUCUCCUACCAGCUGGAGUCCUUGAAGAGCAAAUACGUGCUGCUGAACCCCAGGGCAGAAGGAGCUGCCCGGCACAGGAGUGGAGAUGAGCUGCAGGCCAGGAAACAGGGCAGCGAGCGUGCAUCAGGAGGUGGAGGGGAUGGAGUUCCUGCUCCCCAAAAAGUGCUCUUCCCCACAGAGCAGCUGUCCCUCCGGUGGGAGCGCAUCUUCCGUGUGGGUGCAGGGCUGCACAACCUGGGAAACACCUGCUUCCUCAACUCCACAAUCCAGUGCUUGACCUACACACCGCCUCUGGCCAACUACCUGCUCUCCAAAGAGCAUGCGCGGAGCUGUCACCAGGGAAGCUUCUGUAUGCUCUGUGUCAUGCAGAACCACAUCGUCCAGGCCUUCGCCAACAGUGGCAACGCCAUCAAGCCCGUCUCCUUCAUCCGAGACCUGAAAAAGAUUGCCCGGCAUUUUCGCUUUGGGAACCAAGAGGACGCACACGAGUUUCUGCGGUACACCAUCGACGCCAUGCAGAAGGCCUGCUUGAAUGGCUAUGCCAAGUUGGAUCGGCAAACUCAGGCUACCACUCUGGUGCAUCAGAUCUUCGGAGGCUAUCUCAGGUCCCGAGUGAAGUGCUCCGUGUGCAAGAGCGUCUCGGACACCUACGACCCCUACUUGGACAUAGCGCUGGAGAUCCGGCAAGCUGCAAAUAUUGUGCGCGCUCUAGAACUUUUUGUGAAACCAGAUGUCCUGAGCGGAGAGAACGCCUAUAUGUGCGCUAAAUGCAAAAAGAAGGUUCCGGCCAGCAAGCGCUUCAGCAUCCACAGGACAUCCAACGUGCUCACCCUUUCCCUCAAGCGCUUUGCCAACUUCAGUGGGGGCAAGAUCACCAAGGAUGUGGGCUACCCGGAGUUCCUGAACAUCCGGCCAUAUAUGUCCCAGAAUAGCGGGGACCCCGUGAUGUAUGGGCUGUACGCUGUCCUGGUCCACUCAGGCUACAGCUGCCAUGCCGGGCACUACUACUGCUACGUGAAGGCAAGCAACGGACAGUGGUACCAGAUGAACGACUCCUUGGUCCAUUCCAGCAACGUCAAGGUGGUUCUGAACCAGCAGGCCUACGUGCUCUUCUACCUGCGAAUCCCAAGCUCUAAGAAGAGUCCUGAAGGUGCCAUCUCCAGGGCAGGCCCUGCCCUUCCCAGCCGCCCAAGUGUCAUUCCAGAUCACACCAAGAAGAGCACUGGCAAUGGAGUGGCUUCCUCCCCGCUGACUGCAAAGCGAGCAGACUCCGUGCUGAUUCGGAAACUGCCGGCCCCUGAGGAGACGGGCGUGCCCGUGUCCAGGAACGGCUCUCUGCCCAGCCUGAAGUCACAAAAUGGAUGUGUUCCCGCGAAGCCGCCCUUGGGGUCCCCCCCGUCCCGACUCCUCCUCACGCCCACACGCGUGCCCACGCUCCUGGAGGAGCCAGGCAAGAAGGCGAAGAAGCCGGCGCCGCCCCAGCCCUCCUCCCCGUCCCCGCGGAUCCCUCAGGGCUCGCCCGCGGCCGGGGACGCCGCGGGCCGGCGGCCGGGCUCCUGGGACGGCGGCAGCGCCACCCUCUCUACCUCACCGAAGCUCCUGGCCAAGGCCGCGGCCAACGGGCACGGGCCCAGAGGAGACGACCCCUCGGACCCAGAGAAGGGGGCCUCCGGCAGCCCCAGCCCCGAGCACUGCACCAGCAGCGGCCCCGCCACGGCCCCCCAGACCCCCGAGCGCGGAGCCGCCCGACUCUGCCAUCCUCAGGGAACAGACGGCCCCCCUGCUGCCCACGCCAAAGCGCCGCCGGGCGGCGCAGAUGCCAAGGCGGCGAAGCUGAAGUCCCCCGCCCCGGGCAGCGCUGCCACCGAGCCCGCGAGCCUCAUGUCUCCUCCCCCAGCCAAAAAGCUGGCCCUGUCUGCCAAGAAGGCCAGCACCCUGCGGAGGGCGACAGGCAAUGACCUCCGUUCACCUCCCCCUCCGCCAUCCUCCGACCUCACCCACCCCACGAAAACCACUCACCCCGCCGCCGCCUCCACCUGGCCUGCCAGCAAAACCAGGGCUGUGUCACCUGCUCCCCAGUCAUUUCACCUCCUGAAGCCUCUUGUCAGCCCCCCUUCAGCAUCAUUGUCCAGUAGUGGUCCCCAACCCCCAGGGACCUCAGAGCCACAGGCCCGGCCCCCCGCCUGGACUGCCCCGCCUCAGGUCAACGGAGCCUUCACGCCCCCGGCACGCCAGCUGCUGGGGGCCAGCCAGGGCCCUCAGAGCCCCUCGAGGAAGAGGAAAAAGACCCCCGCGGAAGAGCCACAGGGGCCGGGCUCCGAGGCACGCCUCCCGCGGCCCCGCAGGAGGCGGAAAAGGAAGAAGGGCCUCGACCACGCAGCCACGGCCACCCCGCAGGAGGAGCGCACGCAGGAGCAGCCUCGGAGCCCCAAGAGCAAGGCAAAGGGCUGGCCAGGACGGCCGGACGACGGCACGCCGCCACGGGUGAACGGCCGUCCAGUGGGCCAUAUGCUGGAUGGCCACCCCGUAAGUGGCAGGAAGAGGAGGAAGACAGAAGACCUCAUGGAAGAAGACGGCCCCUCCCUGGACCCCCCUGAGCACAGCAGCCGCUCCCCCACAGAGCCCAGGGAGCCCGGGGCCAGGGCAGAGUCUCCAAGGAAAAAGAAGAGGAGAAAAAGAAAGCAGGCGUCGCAGCCGGAGGAAGAGGACAGCGAGCCCCCGGGAGGCCGCGAGAGCCCGCGGCCCGUCGUCACCACAGUCCCCGAGUGGAACAGAAGCACUCGGCCUUCUCGGGACCCCCUGGGAAUGGGACAGGCGCCUCUUGUGCCCUGGAACAGAGAUGGAGAAUCUGACGUGGUCCAGGAAUUGCUCAAAUACUCAUCCGAUAAGGCCUAUGGGAGGAAAGUUCUGACCUGGGACGGCGAGCUGUCUGCUGUCAGUCAGGACGCCAUGGAAGACAGCAGAUUGGCCCGGACCCAGACUGUGCUUGACGACUGGGAUGAAGAGUUUGACCGAGGGAAGGAAAAGAAAACGAAGAAGUUCAAGAGAGAGAAGAGGAGAAACUCGAACGCAUUUCAGAAGCUUCAGAGUCGACGGAACUUUUGGUCUGCGACUCACCCAGCCAAGGCCUCCAGCCUGAGCCAUCGCCGCUGACACCCGCGGCAGAGGCAGCUCUGGAGGAUGCCGCGCGCCGCCGGUGUCGUGCGUGGACCACGGAGGGUAGCCGUGCGGAUGCCAGUCUCUUCUCGCCUGGAGGAUCCGUGUUCCCUCCCGUAGCCUCGCGGCGCCGUCGUGCCGGAUGUCCCGGGCGCCACGGGUCUGGCUCUGCGGCGCGGCCCGGUGUGGGCUCCGCGGCCCCGUCAUCUCUGCGGCGCCGUGAGCUGUCGCAGGAAGGGCGCGGGCACAGUCUCCAGGUGACCCCACCCGGAGCCCGUGUGGCUUCUGCAGCUCAGGGCCUCCGUGUCGCUCACACACGGGACCGCCUAGAGCCGGCAGCCGCCGCGGGGACCUGGACGGCGGGACGCCGGGGACGGGGCACCCGGAUGGACAGAGCCGCCGGCCGCGGGCCUGGGCGGUCUGGGCAGGGUUUCCGGCACGUCCUUGGCUCAGGUGGCAGGCCUGUGCUUGGUGGCUCUUUCCGGGGAGCUGUCCCUU
Molecule: messenger RNA, 4122 nt
Organism: Perognathus longimembris pacificus (Pacific pocket mouse)
Lineage: Eukaryota; Metazoa; Chordata; Mammalia; Rodentia; Heteromyidae
Gene: Usp36
Product: ubiquitin specific peptidase 36
Exons: 21
Coding region: 325-3621 (1098 amino acids)
Biological process (GO): protein deubiquitination; regulation of apoptotic process
Cellular component (GO): cytosol; nucleus
Molecular function (GO): cysteine-type deubiquitinase activity; cysteine-type endopeptidase activity
Source: RefSeq, a predicted model, not a curated record